AUGCUCCUGGAAACAAUCCGCAAGUUGGAGAAGGAACAAACCGAGCUUAGGAGGGACCUCAAUAAGCCUUCUAGUCCAAAAAAGGGAGUCAAAGAUUUGGACUACGGACACCAAAUCGCGGAUUUGCCUCGCUUGAAACGGUCGUCUUCUGUACAAGAGAGGGACACUUGGUUGAAUGGACUCGAACUCAUUUUUGAAGGAUGCCCCAACAGAUUCUCCAAGGAUGAGAAUAAGAUCAUCACCGCGGUAAUGCAAACAUCUGAUUCCUGCAGAAAAAGCUGGUAUCAGCAUUUGGCGGGUUUGUCUGAGGAGAAAAAACAUCAUGUCAAGCAUAACUGGCCUGCCUUUGUGGAUUGGACCUUGAUGUUGAUUUCAAAUUCCGAGCAAAGGCUGGGAGACCUUCAGAUUGAGUUGGAGAACAAGGUCCAGGAUAAAAAUCAGGACCCUGUGGAUUUCGACCAAGAGUUGGCAGUUUUGGAGGGAUAUUUUGAGCAGAGGUCUGAGAAAGAGAAGGCUUUGAAAUCUCCUCCCAUGCAAUUGAGCUUCCCCACACCCGGGUUAAAAUGGUGCAAACUGCUUUGCAUCAUUGGCGGUCGAACCGUUGGAACGUUGAUAAGAAGAGGAAACGUUUCCGAUGAGGAUGACGACGAAGACAAACCUCGUCGGUUCAAGGGAAAAGGUCGCUCUUUCGCGAAUCGAAACAAGGAGAAGCGAGAGAAAUCGCCAAAGAAAAACCCUGUGGGACCGAAUGGCAAGGUGAACACCUGUAACUUCUGCCAUAGUGAGUUCCACUAUGCUUCGAGGUGUCCGGACAAGAAGAAGAGCAAGGGGAAGGAGAAAGGCAAGAAGGAUACUCCUGUACAAGGGGCCAAGUCAGCGGGAAAAGAAGACGAGUUGGAGUAA
Molecule: messenger RNA, 903 nt
Organism: Penicillium bovifimosum
Lineage: Eukaryota; Fungi; Ascomycota; Eurotiomycetes; Eurotiales; Aspergillaceae
Exons: 2
Coding region: 1-903 (300 amino acids)
Source: RefSeq, a predicted model, not a curated record